AUGUGCAAUAUGAUACCUACGAUCUUGAUGCUUCUUGCAAGUUUUUGGGCAGCAGCUUCCAAAACCAUGACCGUAGAAGAGUUCAAAGCCCUUCCUAUCCCCGAGCAUGUUAACCAUAUGUCAGAAGAAGAGUAUGUUGAGUACAUUAACAAAAUCCAGCCGUUUUAUAAGGCAGAGGUUCCGAAAAUGUCUCGGGAACAGUUCAAAUCACGUUUGAUGGAUGUUAAAAAGUUUCGAUGCGCGAGAAAAGUGCCGAGAUGUAGAUCUAUAGCUCUGAUUCGAGAUCAGGCCAACUCUGGAUCCUGCUGGGCCGUAUCUGCGGCUUCCGUCAUGUCUGAUAGAGUGUGCAUACAAACGUACAUGAACGAAACAACCAAGCAGACAAUGCUUUCGGACACUGAUAUUCUUGCUUGCUGUGGAAAGCUCUGCGGUUUCGGAUGUAAUGGAGGAUAUAUGCAAAAAGCCUGGACAUAUGGAGUGAACAACGGGACAUGUUCUGGUGGUCCAUAUUUGGCAAAAGAUUGUUGUAAACCAUAUGCUUUCCACCCCUGCGGCCAACACAAAGGCCAGCCCUACUAUGCCGAAUGUGAGAAACAAAAUGAGAAUACUCCGACAUGCCGUGCUCGAUGCCAAUUCCAGUAUAAGCAAGCCUACGCAAAAGACAAAAUUAAAGUAUCGUUGGCGUAUUACGUGUAUGGCCUUAGCGUGCCAAUUCGGAUGCAAGAGGAGUUAAUGGAGAGAGGACCAUUUCAAGUUGGUUUUACGGUGUAUGAUGACUUCCGAUAUUACAAGAGUGGAGUAUACUUUCACAAAUACGGAUCGGAAGCGGGCGGCCAUGCCGUAAAGGUAAUUGGAUGGGGUGUAGAAAAUGGACUAAAAUACUGGCUUGUUUCAAACUCUUGGAACUCGGACUGGGGAGAGAAUGGACUCUUCAAAAUCCUUCGCGGGGAAAACGAAUGCGGUAUUGAAGAAUACGGCAUGGCAGGUAAAAUGUCAGUGUGAACGUUCCGCCAUGGUAACCAGUGGACGACUCCAUUCAUCGACAUACUGUUUUACAACAAAC
Molecule: messenger RNA, 1063 nt
Organism: Cylicocyclus nassatus
Lineage: Eukaryota; Metazoa; Nematoda; Chromadorea; Rhabditida; Strongylidae
Source: the annotation of a GenBank genome assembly